Molecule: messenger RNA, 1904 nt
Organism: Mangifera indica (mango)
Lineage: Eukaryota; Viridiplantae; Streptophyta; Magnoliopsida; Sapindales; Anacardiaceae
Product: protein LTV1 homolog
Exons: 5
Coding region: 63-1616 (517 amino acids)
Biological process (GO): ribosomal small subunit export from nucleus; ribosomal small subunit biogenesis
Cellular component (GO): preribosome, small subunit precursor; cytosol; nucleus
Source: RefSeq, a predicted model, not a curated record
UUUUGGCCUUCCGUAUCUCAGUUUCUGAAUCACUGACAAACUUUCUCAUAGUCCGUCGUCCAAUGGGCAAGAAGAAGAAAUUCAUCGACAAAAAGAAAGCGGCAACCUUCCAACUUCUCGCCUGUGACUCCUCUGACCCAAAUUUCGACGACACACCUGGCAACGACCGUGUCUUUGUUCGAGUCGACAACAAUCCCUACUCCUUAGACACUCUUGACGAAAAUCACGGCGAUUCCAAUUCUAUAUUCGCCGACGCGCCCGAGGACGAUGACGGUGAACUUAAUUUUAAUGGGUCUAGUGCAACGGUAUCGUUGCCGGAGCACAUUAGGAGAGAAAUUUUGGAGCUGGGGUUUCCUGAUGAUGGUUAUAAUUAUUUAGCUCAUUUGAGGGAGAUUAAAAACACUGGCGGUGGAUCCGCUUUUUAUCAUAACCCUAAAUUUAGACUUGACCAGCUCAAGCGUGACGUCAAGGCUUACGAUGCUUCAAGAGUGCAAUUUUCUCAAGUUAAAAACGAGGCAAAUGAUAGUUCGAUUUAUAGUGUUGCGUCAAAGACAAUUGGUGUUAGGGUUCCUAAAACCAUUGAUCCUGAAGUGGCUGCUUUGCUGGAUGAUAGUGAUUUAUCGCGGUUUGGUUCUGACGUUGAGGACUUGGAAGAGGAUUUCAUCGUCCUAGCAAAUUAUCCCGAAGAAGGGGCUGAUUUAGAGGUUGAUAGAAAGUUUAAUCUGGUGGAUGAAUCUAAAGGAGUGACCAAUGACGAAUCUGGUAGUUUUGUCAAGCGAGAAAAUGUGGUUGGAGAAAGACAUAAUGCAGUGGAGGCAGAAGAUACUGAUUUUGUUGCUGACAAGCCUCGAGUUCCUCGUCUUCUUGAUGAGCAAUUUGAUUUGCUUGAAAGUCAGGAAUAUGGCACUGACAGUGACAAUGGUUAUGAGGGCUAUGAUGCCAAAGAAGAAUCUCUUGCAAACAAGCUCAAGAGUGUCCUUAGUGACUGCGUGGCGGAGGACUUUGAACUUGAUGACAAAUAUAAAGCUCCAGCUGAUAUAUUGCAUGUUAAUGAAACACCAAAGGGCAGAGAAGCACUGGACUCUGCCGCUGAUAUAAUACGUCGUUGUGUGGAAUAUGCAGAGAAGUAUGAAAAUGAAAAUGAAGAAGACAAAGUUAUUGUGCAGGAAAGUAGUGAUGAAUCGGAACAGUGGGAUUGUGAGACUAUCAUUUCCACGUAUUCAAAUAUUGAUAACCACCCUGGAAAAAUUGGAGCACCUGAAAUAGUGAGAAAGAAGAAGUUGGCUGAAACUGUCUCUGCAUCCUUGAAUGAAAACAAUCAUUUCAUAUCCCUUAAAGGAAAAGAGAAGCUUCCUGUAGAUUUUUUGCCUCAUAGCAAAAAAGCUGCUACCGAAAAAGUAAAGGCCACGGGUAGCUUAAAAAGUGAACAGCUGAAGAGGAAGCAACAUGGUCAGGAAUCAAAAGAGGAGAAGAAAGAACGGAAGGCUGCUGUGAAGGAGGAGCGACGUGAAGCUCGGCGAGCUAAAAAAGAGAUGAAGGGGCUGUACCGGGGUGAAGCAAAGCAUGCUCAAAAAGUUGCUGCUGUAUCUGGCCCAUCUUCGAUUCAUCUGAUGUAAAGUUUGAUGCCAGAUUGUUUCUCUGAGGCGCAGAGAUUAUACAACCAUGGUUGCCAUCCAUUGCAGAAAACAGCAUAUGGGAAGUUGAAAUUCUCUCAUUAGAGUUUUAAAUUUUGUUGUUUUAGUUAGGAGCAUUAAUUUCUUUUGUCAUCAUUUAGUACAUUUGUGGGUUUUGGAAAGACUUGCAAUGGAUAAGUAGAAGAAGAAUUGGUGUAAGCCCUCAAUAACUCUUUAGCACAUACAUUGCUUUUUCAAAAAAUAUGCAUAAUUUUUUUUUGCAGUGGUACA